AGAUGAACAUCAAAUAUUCCAAAAUGGCGGCGCCUCUCUCAUAUCGUCGCUUUCUUCUGCUUGCGAAAAAUGUCUUUUCAUUUAGUGCAUAUAUAGGAAUCAUCAUUGCUUUCGUUCUUUCUUCUUCAUCAUAUGCUUCGGAUAGCAAGGAUGUCGUAGGGUAUAAUCCUACAGGCCCACCUGAACUCCAAUUUUGUACAUUUUUCAACAACCGCGCGCCGGAGGUUCAACCCGACUUAAAGAACUGUACUUGGUUUCGUGAAAACAGUUGCUGUAGACAGAUCGAGAUUGAUGUCACAUUUAGAAAGAUGAAGUCCCUUCCUGGCGCUUCCAAACAAUGUCAACGCUACAUCAACUAUAUCAUGUGUUAUAUAUGUUCUCCUCGUCAGUAUCGAUUCUACUUCCAGCAGCGCCUGACCGUCUGCGAAGAGUUCUGUGACGACCUACUGGAACACUGCAAAACCGCCAUGUUGAAAGGGAGUCCUAUAGGGGACCUGUACACGCAAGGAAAAGACUUCUGUACGAGCAGGCGAAUGGAAAUUGGUAAAUUGGAAGAUGGAAAGUGUUUUUAUUUCAACGAGAGCAUGUCGGACGUGCAAAUAGGAAACAAAGCAGCAAGAUUUGCGCCUAAUUCAUACAGUUUUGUGCUAAUGUUCUGGGUGAUUUUAAUGAGCAACUCUUUCUGGAGAUGAACUGGAUUUUUCAAUCACUUGCCAAAAUUUGAAUUUAUAUAGGCCCUAUGCAAACAAUAUUGAGCUGCUGAAUAGUUUCGUGAGGGAGCGUCAAAUAACCAUAAUCAUUAUCAUCAUUACAACUGGCGACUUAUGAGUGGCGGUAUACGAGUAGGAAAAUCAUUCGAGUCCAACUUCAUCAUAUUCGGUCUGUAAAUAUAGGGUAGCUGUACAUGAACAUCCAAGACUCUACAAACGAUAACGCGUAUUUUUCCAUCUCUGGCCUGUUUAUUCGACAUCUGGGAUCAACGUUCAACCUUCAAGCAGAUUACGAUCUUGAGAAGAUACAUUAAAAAAUCUGUCUCUCUUCUGAGUCUACUUCACCUUCCUGAUGUGUGCGAGGAAUAUAUAUAGCUUGGCAUUAUAACUGGACAGUGAUGGUUACAGCCAACAUGGGAUCAUUAACUAGGUGAAAAAAAAUGAUGAUCCCUAGUUCAUGCUGUUUUUUUUUAAGUAUCCCCCAUUUGAUCUAUUUAGAUUCUGAAAUUCUGGACAGACUACCUAAGUAAAAGUAGUUUGUUUCUCGAUUAUUGAAUACAUAAGUGUAUUUCAAC
Lytechinus pictus (painted urchin) is the source of this 1285-nucleotide messenger RNA. RefSeq lists its product as uncharacterized. Gene Ontology annotation, cellular component: external side of plasma membrane. The record is from RefSeq and is a predicted model, not a curated record. The coding region runs from base 3 to 692 and encodes 229 amino acids. The transcript has a single exon. NCBI's taxonomy places the organism in Eukaryota, Metazoa, Echinodermata, Echinoidea, Temnopleuroida, Toxopneustidae. Gene Ontology annotation, molecular function: signaling receptor activity.